Messenger RNA from Umbelopsis ramanniana AG, 3559 nucleotides. RefSeq lists its product as uncharacterized. The record is from RefSeq and is a predicted model, not a curated record. NCBI's taxonomy places the organism in Eukaryota, Fungi, Mucoromycota, Umbelopsidomycetes, Umbelopsidales, Umbelopsidaceae. Gene Ontology annotation, cellular component: cytoplasm. Gene Ontology annotation, biological process: actin cytoskeleton organization; signal transduction. The coding region runs from base 394 to 3438 and encodes 1014 amino acids. The transcript has 11 exons.
GUCCCAUGCACGGUUCCCAAGAAAAGGCUGAUAAUUGUUUAUGAUUUAAAAAUAAUGAAAUCGGUCCAGUAAAUAAAGUACAGCAGCAAAAUCUAUUCCCUUUACUAUGCGAUCUCCAAUGACUUUUUGGAAAAGUAGAAAAAGUUCGCCCCUGUACAGUUGUAACCUCCUCAUCUCUCCUUAAAACCAACCUCCCAAACAUCUUUUUAUAUUUCAUCUUUUUUUUUCGUUUCGUCCUUCUCUAUCACUCUAUAUAAUUUCAGAUAUUUUCCCUCUUGUCGUCCAUAUCAUACUUCAUCCCUGAUCAUCCUUAAGCGCUUCCUUUUGGCAGAUCCCUGUACAUUCUUCGCCUUACCUCUUACGCAGUCCUUUUAAGCAAGUUUACGGCAACUCAUGGCAGCAGAAAUCCAAACCCAACAUCACACUGCUCAGUCUAUGAUGUUGACAGCAGAGGCUCCCGCCAGCAAAUUCAAGACUGGAAAUCAAAAGUGUGCAAAGUGCCAAAAGAUUCUGUCUGGCCAUUUUGUUAGAGCUUUGGGAACCACGUGGCACUUGGAAUGUUUUGUCUGCAUUGAUUGUGAGGAGGUUGUGACCUCGAAAUUCUUCCCGUAUCCCGUUGAGUCCACAACUGGGCGCCAUUACCCUCUCUGCGAACGGGACUAUUUCCGGCGACUCAAGUUGGUGUGCGCCCAAUGUGGUAGCGCUUUAAGAGGCUCAUACAUUACAGCUCUUGACAGAAAAUAUCACAUCGAGCAUUUCACCUGCUCCGUUUGCCCAACUGUUUUCGGUCCUGACGAUUCCUACUAUGAGCAUAACGACAAAGUCUAUUGCCACUAUCACUAUUCUAUCCAAUUUGCUGUACGGUGUGCUGGAUGUAAAACUGCUAUUCUGAAGCAGUUUGUUGAAAUCAAUCGACAUAAUGUGGAUGAACACUGGCAUCCGGAAUGCUACAUGAUUAACAAAUUUUGGAAUGUAAAGCUUUCCCUACCUAGCGUUGAUGGUAGAGAUUACUUCAUAAUUGGAGAAGAGUGGGAUAUGACACCAGAGCAGCUUAAAGAGGCACAAGUUUCCAUAGAAGAAAAGGUGUAUCAAAUCUGGACAGUGUUGUCGGCUUUUGAGGAGUCAGCUGCAGCUUGCAUAUCAGACAUGUUGUUACAUGUGUCUAACGGAGCCUGUAUCGAGGGUGUCAAAAUGGCAGGCAGCUUUCUCACUCAUGUGGAAGUACUAUUUACGGCAAUUGAUGAUCUCUACUCACAAUAUGCAAACAUCAAAGAUGCAGAUCUUUCUUACAGCAAGGAUGCCAAGCUUCUCUGUCGAAAAAUCAUCACUUUUUUCUCGCUACUCUCACAUACGCAGGAGACAGGUUUACGUCGACUGGGUAUCACGCAAGAACUACUCUCACUCGUUACUGGACUGGCGCAUUACUUGAAGAAUUUGAUCAGAAUAGCUUUGACUGGGGCCUUGUUAUUGGAAAAAAAAUAUAGUCGCAAAACAGCGAUAUCUCGAUUCUUGAGUAAAUUGAUGGAACUUGCCAGCAGAGAUCGGUCCGAUUUUCUUGGUUCAAAGAUGUUGCAUGCGGAAAUAGCUUCAGAUUUAUGUGUUAGCUGUAAAUCUGCUUGCGAAGAUCAGUGCUUAAAAUACGAUGAAUGUCGUUGGCACUUGGUAUGCUUCAAGUGUAGCGUUUGUAAGAAACCUUUGAAUGAAGAAUAUGACACAGCAGGGUUCUGUCAAUGGAGUCUUACGCUGCACUGUUCCAAGUGCUCACUAUCAAGAAAGGACACUGUAUCCGGUGUUGUAAUGAUAUCUCAACUAGAGCAAUACGUAUAUCUUUUACGUGUUGCCCUCCAGAGAGUUUUUGUUUUGCUCAACGUCAAUGAACAUAUAGAGGAAGGACAUGUAGCAGUGGAGCCAGCUUCGCAGAUGAAAUCCAAAGUAUCAGCUCCGGGAGCACUCAGAAUAGACUCAAGAUCGAAAUCGUACAGUACAGGGGAUAAUCCUUACCAAGCUAUCAACUUGGGGGAUAUCAAAAGAAUGAAAUCAACACACACAACUCGAAAGCUCAGUAAUUCCAAUCGAUUUGGCAAAAGAUCCACCUUGAUGGAGAUCCCCACUCCUGCGGCCGCCGCCAUAUCCGCUAAGAGUGAGCCCACACUACAAAAUGUUGAUAAUGAGCGCGAUUUCGUAUACAAUGAAGAACCGGAACAAAUGGACCAUGAAGACUUCGUAUCUAAGGCACUUGCUAAUAUGGAUAGUGUUGGUAACAGCGAAUCUCUAAUGUUGAAGGACCUUGUGUCCCCGGAUCUUUUGUUGAUGCCGAGAUCGUCGGAGCGAGGAAGACACAGCCAUACAGAUUAUAGGAAAUCAAUGGCAAAAGCAACAGCAUAUCUUGCAGAACUUGGCGCUUUGGAUCACUUUAUGGUUAAGCAUAUUGCUGUGAUCAACAUUGAACCGUUUGUCAAGGAUCACUUUUCUUUGGAAGAUCUUCUGGAGUUGAUAGAUGAUAAAAAGGCUUCUACUCUCUGGGGAAAGUUCGUAACUGGCUUACGCACUGGUAGUAAUAAGAAAGCGACGCGACCAAAAGCAAUAGGUACUUUUGGCGUACCGUUGGACUACUUGGUAGAGAGAAAUGGUACAGAAUCCAGCUUAGGAGCUGGACCAUGCCGUAUUCGAAUUCCUGUAUUCGUGGACGACUGCAUAGCUACUUUGAAGCAAAUGGAUGUAUCUGUGGAAGGAAUUUUUAGGAAGAAUGGAAAUAUCAGACAGUUGAAAGAGUUGAGCGAUGAAUUAGAUCGAAAUCCAUCGAAGGUCAAUUUGGCUGCGGAGAACCCUAUCCAAGUGGCAGCCUUGCUCAAAAAAUUCUUGCGCGAUUUACCGGACUCUUUACUAACAUCAAAACUCUACAAACUAUUUAUAACAUCUCAAAAACUCGAAGAUCCCGAGCACAGAAAGGAGGUGCUGCAUUUAGCUUGUUGUCUGCUACCAAAGCCAAAUCGGGAUUUGAUGGAAGUCCUGUUUGUAUUUAUGAAAUGGGUAGCGUCAUACUCUCAUUUUGAAGAUAACGGUGGAAGCAAGAUGGAUAUAAUGAAUCUCGCCACAGUUCUUGCUCCAAAUGUUAUCUAUGCCAAAGGUCGUGAUCCUACUAGGGAAGAGUCGCUUCUGUGCAUUGAAGUGGUCCACAUGCUGCUGGCCCAUCAUGAAGUAUUCUGCGCGGUGCCAGAGGAACUAUUACCGUUUUUGCAAGAUUCUGGCUUGGGCCAUAGUGAUUUGAGCCUAGCAGCCAAAGAAGUGCUGAAAAAAUGCGAGAACUUAAUGAAGCUUAAAAAAUCCCAUUCCACCAACGUCGUACCUGUCGACAAAAUGUACGGCCAUACUGAAACGAAAGAAUAUAAUACGAAUCAAGUCGGAACCGAUUACUUUUCAUCAAUUCCUGGUUUAUGAUCGACUUAUCUGGCAUGGAAAGCUUGUGAUUUAGGAGCAGGUUUACUUUGACUCUCUAGCUUAAGCUGGCGACUUACCUACCAAGUCGUCGCUUUAUACCCAUCAACCAACCAGUAUCACU